Alosa alosa (allis shad) is the source of this 4621-nucleotide messenger RNA. RefSeq names its product cAMP responsive element binding protein 3-like 1 (gene creb3l1). Gene Ontology annotation, biological process: regulation of transcription by RNA polymerase II. The transcript has 12 exons. Bases 209 to 1720 code for a protein of 503 amino acids. The record is from RefSeq and is a predicted model, not a curated record. Gene Ontology annotation, molecular function: DNA-binding transcription factor activity, RNA polymerase II-specific; cAMP response element binding. Lineage: Eukaryota; Metazoa; Chordata; Actinopteri; Clupeiformes; Clupeidae.
GAACGCGUUGCCUAAAAUUUCACCAAGAUAGGCCUAUUUAUAUGUAUUUUCUUAUCAUUGCAUGAACGAGUCCGUCGAGACCAAUGGUUGAUUAGCGACACCAUCACAUCGUCAGUUCCUUAUCUGCAGUGAUAUUUGAUCAUUUCUUUUAUUUAUUUAUUUUGUAUUAUACAGUCAUAUUCUGGUGAGAUAUCAUUCCAUUUUUGUUAUGGACACCGUUUUGGACAAUUUCACCUCGGACAAACUUUUCCCUAAUUCCAACCUGUUGGACCUCGAAGAUUUGAAUGAAACAGAUUUUCUUAGCAAUGUGCACUUCUCAGAGCAAAUGGAGGACUUCUCAAAUGAUCUCUUCAGUAGUUUCUUUGAUGACCACCUACUGGCAGAGAGGAAUCCUCUCCUGGACAUGGACUUGGACCCACCUAAUCCUGCCAUCCAGGCCGAGCACAGUUACUCUCUGAGUGGAGACUCAGCACCACAGAGCCCCUCUAUGCCAAUCAAAAUGGAUGAGGAAGCAGAAUCAGAAGGAAUGUGGUCCUUCAGCCAGGAUCUGACGGCCAUUUUGGUGAAACAGGAACCCAGUCUUUUGUCAGACCCUGCUCCAGCACCCACUCCUGCAGUCAGUGCUGCCCCUCAGCCUCUCAACCUGGCUCCCCCACCCCAGAGAAAUGCCCCUGAGGAUAAGGAAUCAAAAGGCAUGAAAUGCAAUCAAGUGCCUACAAUCAAAGCUGAACCCAGAGAGGUCAAUCAGUUUCUCAGUGUCCCAACAGAUGAGCACCUGCAGCUGCCGCCCACCCCUCCUAGCAGUCAUAGCAGUGAUAGUGACGGCUCCCAGAGCCCCCACUCUCUGCCCCCAUCCAGCCCUGCACGCCUGCAGGCCCGCACCUCUGCAGCCAUCUCCACCUCACCCCUUCUCACUGCACCUCAUAAACUGCAGGGCACUUCUGGUCCACUCAUGCUAACAGAGGAGGAGAAACGUACCCUGAUUGCAGAGGGCUAUCCUGUGCCCAACAAGCUACCCCUCACUAAGACUGAAGAGAAGGCACUUAAAAGGGUCCGUCGCAAGAUAAAAAACAAGAUUUCAGCUCAGGAAAGUCGCAGAAAGAAGAAGGAGUAUGUGGAGUGCCUGGAGAAAAAAGUGGAAACAUAUACUUCAGAGAAUAAUGAGCUGUGGAAGAAAGUGGAGACCCUAGAGACUGCAAAUAGAUCUCUACUUCAACAGCUACAGAAACUCCAGGCUCUUGUAUCAGGCAAAGUGCCUCGGUCCUGCAGGAUGGCCUCUACACAAACAGGAACUUGUCUGAUGGUGGUGGCGCUGUGCUUUGUCCUUGUGCUGGGUUCACUUGUACCAUGUCUGCCUGAGCUCUCUACUACGUCGCACAUGGUGAAGUCCUCACCUCUCCCCUCGGCUGACGUCUACACCACCAGCCAGGUCCGUUCCCGCAGCCUCCUCCUCUACGACGAGAGCUCAGCGCUGGAGGACAGCCAUGGCAGCUUCCUGAGAGUAGAGGCAGGGGAUGGAUGGGAAGGGGCGCCCCUUGACUACACAGUGGACCAGCCAAAGCAGGUGGGCCAUGCCACACAUGAAACCAAAAAGUAUCUGAGCAAAGCCCACUCAGACCCAGUGGCCUAUGAUAACAGGACCGGCGCCCCAUUCCUCCACAAACAGGAACAGUACCAUAAAAGAGAGCCGAACCCUGAAGGUGGAGCAGAAUACUUCUGACAGUUUGAGCAGAGCUGCCAUGGACACCUCCUCUAGUAGGUGCCCACCAGAGCUUGAAGACACUUCAAUCUGCCAUAUUACGUGUCUCCAAGCUCUUUUACCCACUCUUUAAGUAACCCACUGGCACCGUCCCCAGAAGUCCAUCCCAAAACAAACCCACGACGAUUAUAAAAAAUAAUAAGUGAGAGGAGGAAACAUCAACAGCUCCAAAGACAUGGGAUCAAACAAAAUUGUGCACAGAUUCAGUUAUAGGACCUUCUAAAAUAUGGAACAUAAUGUUCUAUUCAGACCAAUGGAUUGGCCCCAGCUCAUGUGCCUGAAUCCAAGAGAGGGCAAACAGCAAAUUAGAGUGACAUUUGAAGUGUUCCCUAGUAUCUCUGUGUUGUUGUUUUCAAACUUUAAAAAGAGCUAGAUUUGGGAGUAGCAUAGACAGUAAAUUAAGUACAAGAAUGAAAAAGUACUAGUUCCCCUAUUAUGAGUGUUUGUCUUUUUCAAUUGCCAUAUGACUGAAACUCAGAGUGUGUAUUUUUGCAAAGAUAUUUUAAUUUCUUCUGUUUUAAAACGCUGGCACUAUGUUUGGGUAUAGUUUAAUUAAUCUAUACUAUAUUAUGGUUGGACAUUUACACUAUAUUGCAGUCUUUGAGAUAUUAUUUUUCUCAAAUCCUUCAUUUCAGCUGCAUAAACAUAUACUACAAUAGACGUUUUGGUUUAAAUGACUAUUUGCACUUAUUUCAUGCCUGCAUGGGAAAAUUUUGGAUUCCAGUUCAUUUAAGUGCCUUCAGUCUCCUUGGUGAAAUCAUUUUAAUAUUAUAUUCCUCAAACACCUGUUUUUUUAUUUUUAUUUUUAUUUUACCAAUUUCUUUAAAAUUAUCAGAGGUAUUUUUGGGAAGUAUAGCAUCUGUAAAAUAUGUAAGUAUUGUCAGCAUCAAAAAUGGCAUAUUUAUCUUAUGCAACAAAAAAAGUGAAGCAAUUAUCUAAGUUCUAUCAAUACAUUCAGUGGUGUAAUGUCAUAACUGUUAAGCAGUCAAAGGUAUUUUUAUGGAAAAUAUAAUACUUGUAAUAUAUAUGUAAGUAUUGUCUGCAUCACAAAAGUGCAUAUUUAUUUUAUGCAAUGAAAAAAAAGUAUUGUGUGUUUUAUAUCUAUGAAAAUAAUAUUAUCAUGUUUUAAUACUUAAGUUGAAUUUUCAUUUCUGUAAGAAAAUAAUUUGUGUAUAAGCAUUAGAAACAAAGGAACAGGGACAAUCAACUGUAAAAAAUGUAAGAAUUAUUUGAUAACAAGAAAUUGCAUUCCUUAGGACUCAUAAGACCAUACUCGCAAGUGAAUUGAGUCUAGCCAGAUCACAUAAAGACUGCCAUUUGCCAAUCGAGUAAAUUGUCUCAAUUUACAGUCAUUUAGUGUGACACUGAUUAAAUGAUUCUCUUCAUACAACAGCUACAGUAUUUGUGUGCUACAAUCUAAGGACAUUGACCUCUCCCAGUUGAUGUAGCAAGAUAAUAAUUCCCAAUUCUUUCACAAAGUAAACAACCAGUACUACUAUUUGAAAUUAUUUGUAUAGUAAUAGUGUUUGCCUAAAUUAUGACCCUAUAAUUCCCCAGUUUUUUGUGUCUUUUCCUUCAUCAUUCAUCUACAUGUUGGUACAUAUAUCUCACCCAGAAGCUUUGACAGAUUCAAAACUUUUCAGGGAUAACCAUAUUUUUGAAAAUGACACAUAAAUCUUCUUGUUGACAAAAGUCCUUGACAAACACUUUAUGGAGUGCUUCAAAGCAUAUACGUAAUUAAUAGUUUCCAUAGUUAUGUAUAUUUUUGAAAUGUAUUUUGAUUAUUUUUAUGGUAUUUAAAUAUGAAUUCUGAUUACCCAGGUUGCCUAUGAAUUUUGAAGGAGGAUUUGUUCUCCUGCUCACUUAUGCCUGUAAUUUACCACAGUGACCAAAAGCAAAGCACUGUACUGAGCAAAAAUUAUGUUUUUGUUUCCUGUCAGUUGCACAAAGACGUAUAACAACAUAGUUAUGUUAUGGAUUAGAAAUGAAAUUGUCAUAAAUGUCAGAAAAGUACUUGGCUAUACUAAAUGAAAUGAUACUAUUUGUCAAAUUUCUGUGCGAUUGUAUGAUACCAUUUCCUGAUUGUAUGUGUGUAUGAGUUUCACUAUAUGGUAUCGUCAAUAGUGUUGAACACUGUCCAUGAUGACUUCUGCGCAAGCUUACCAGGGGAAAGCAUAACCUAAAAUCUUUGAAAAAAAGUGUAUGUUCUCACUAUUGUUUUCCCAUUUUCCUUGCAUCUUAAAUGCACAGUCCAUGAUUCUGGUAAAAGGUUGUUGAUCAUUACAAUUUCCAUUAUUCUCAGGAACAAUGGAAGGUGUAAUUAUCUAAUGUACACAAUAUUGCUGGAACACUGUUAUGGCUCGACCAGAGCCAUAUGGAACAUAUACAUAGAGGACUUUGAGCAACAAGUACAUUGGUUUAGAAUUAUGGACUGUGCCCUUAAUGAUGUUUUAUUCAAAUGUUGUAAAACAACUAACUUGCCCAGCCACAGUGACAAAGUAAAGAUCUUAAACUUGUACGCCAAAUGAUAGUGAUACACCAAAUUUAAACCUUUUGUGUCUACGUAAACCUUUUUUCCAAGACAUUCCACAGCAAUUUUCAUUACAUUACAUUUGUGUUACCCUCUGUACAUAUGUGCAAGUGAAGUCUUUACUGUAAAUACUGAGAAUGUAUUUUUGUAUUUGUAAUGUAUUGAUGUAUUUUGGUAUUCAUUUGGCAUCUUUGGAGAGCAGCCUGUGUCUCAGUUCUUUCGUACCAUUGCUGUUAAAAGUGCAUGAAUUUCUGUUGUGACCAUUCUCAUUAUAUUUCUGUCUCCUGUCCUGUAGAUUUAGACUAAAGCAAUAUAAAAAAUGCAGAAGCAAA